Molecule: messenger RNA, 4176 nt
Organism: Vespula vulgaris
Lineage: Eukaryota; Metazoa; Arthropoda; Insecta; Hymenoptera; Vespidae
Exons: 7
Coding region: 193-1509 (438 amino acids)
Source: RefSeq, a predicted model, not a curated record
UCGCGGUAAACCGGCGAAACUAUACUCGCGGAAAUAAUUAUCGCGAUUUAUGUUAUUUGCAAAUACGAACGGGGAUUAAUUAAUCGCGGUAACAUGUCGAAUAGAAACGAUUAGGGAGCGAACGGGUGUCGUCGCCGUUGCCAGCUUCCUGUCGAUAGUGCGAGUGAAAGGAGUUGGCUGCCCGGUGCGGGAAUGGACUUGGCAGAAACUAUGAAAAAUAUUGUUGCCAAAGGUAUGCAAACAGAGAUGGGUCCACCGGGUGGAGGUUCUGGAUAUCCUGGUAACCCCAGCAGUGCGGGAUAUGUAACAGAGAAAACGUAUAUGUUAAUUCAAGCAUAUUUGCAAACUAAAAGUUGGAAUCCUAGCAUUGAAUUGUUACAAUGCAUAGCCGAAUACAAGGAUGGAUCUAUAAUACCAAGUGCUGCGUACUUACAAAUGAUGGCAUCUAGAAUGGCGGUAGAUUCACAAGGAAGAUUAGUUUUGAGAGAAAAUGGGAAAAUAAUAUUACCUUAUGAACAUUUUGCCAAUGCUGUGAUGAUGAAGCACAUAACUGGGCCACAGGGUAUACAUUUGGGACUCGAGGGAACAGUUAGGGCCGUUAUGGAAUCUUAUACAAUCGGACGAGAAUAUUUUGGAAUGGAGAAGGAAUUUAUCAUCGAGGUUGUACAGAAUUGUCCAAAUCCAGCUUGUCGGUAUAAGAAUCAGUUCGAGAUGCAAAAGAUGGGCCACAUGGCACCUACGUAUAUUCAAGAGAAUGAAGCUACCACAUCCCUCUUACGUACAGGUUUUCCGCAUAAUACAGACUUUCAACCGGCUUUAAGCGGUGCUAAUCCUAAUACGCACUUACCCAUCGGAACUGGUGCAGACAUGUCAGAAAUGAGAGGUGGUGGAAACCAAAUGAAUAUACAACGUCCACCGAGCCGUCCAUCUUUAAAUAUUCCACAUCGGCCUGUGUCUCAAGAAAAAAAAGUAUCAACCAAUAAACAGCAUUAUGAGUCACUAAUAUCUAAUAUUCCUAUAUCUGAUCACAAAUUAACAGAAUUUUUACGAACAAAUCUGGAUAAUUUGGACAGUCUUAGUGGACUUGGGCUAGGUAAUCUUCAAAGUUUAAGCAAUGCAAAUAAAGAUCUGUUAGCUUUACACAAUGGUGCUUGGUCGUUAGAAAAUGAAAAGGGUUCACGUUCGAGUUCUUCUAACUUGGAAGUUGGACAAGAAAAGAUAAUUAGAGCUUAUACAGAAGUUAUAAAAAACACGGCCAGGAUGAAGGCUUGUAUACGUCCUGCAAUGUGCAAACCAUAUGGAAAACAAUCUGAAGCAUUACAAAAAACUUUGGUCGAUACGAUACAGCUUGUACAAUCUCUGAGAAGUAUUAUACCACCACCUAUUAUACCAAUCGUGAGCUGGAAAAAUGAAGAUAAACAUCGGUUAGAUCAUACCGGUACUCCUUAUCUUCCGGCAUUAAAAGCUGGUGGAUUAGAAGAAUUAUGCGAACAGCGCAAGCUAGACUAGAUAAUAGUCCUAGCUUAAAUAGUAUAAGACCAAUGUUUCGUCUUUGCGCUCUAUGGUGUUCUAGUCAGAAAGUGUAUAUGAGAGGGUUGUUUAAUUUAUUAUAAACAACCCAAAAGGAUUGCUCAAAGUUGUUGGCAUUUAGGACUUCAAAUACUAAGAGACAAAACGAGUCAUGCGUGGACUGUGAUAAACGUGGGUAGCAAAGAAAUUUAUAUGUAGAAAUGAGAAUAACUCACGGCGUUAAAUUAGAAAUUCAGGUUUAGCAUUACCUUGUUAUUAUCAUUUGAUUUUACGUUAGAAAUUUACCUAUGGAGCUUAUAUAAAUCGAAUCGGUUAUGUUCUCGUCUAUUUAUAGUUGAUAUUGUAGAUUAUUUUAAUAACUCGCCACUUGUGUUCCAAUGAUUACCUGAUUAAAAAUAUAUUACAGUUUUCUAAAAAUGAUCUAUAUGUAUACAUUUACGGAUUUAUAAUUAUCAUCGGUGCAAAGAAUAGACAUUAAUCUGUGGUAAAUUUAAGAUUUUAUAAUUCGUACGAUCGGACAAAUAUUACACACGACGAUGCAUUGGAAGCUUUAAAGCACAAAGAAGGAAUUGUGAUUCCAUAAAUACUCAUUGUAUUAUUUAGAUUUUGUAUGUUUGUUAAACUUAGUAAGAGAGAGAGAGAGAGUGAGAGAGAAAGAGAGGGAGAAAGAGAGAGAGAAAGAGAGAGAGAGAGAAAGAGAGAGAGAAAAGAAUUUAUUAUUUAUGUUAUAUAAAAAUGAAAAAGAGAGAUCUGAUCGAGAGUUCAACGUUUAUGAUUAUUACUAAAUACGCAUCUUUGCAUUCUCUCGAAAGGUGCAUUUGUUUUAAUAUUUAUUUGUAGAGUUAUAAAGAAAAACAUAUAUAUUGUUGUUAUUUCUAGUUUUAUUAAUUAUAAAUGUCUACAAUCUAUGUAUAAGAGGAAGUAUAGGUAAUAACACGAUAUAUAAGCUCCAUAGGUAACGUGUGACACGUGGUUUGCACAUUAGACUUGAUUGAAAAAAGAAAAAAAAAAAAGCCGAUAGAUAUUUGUUGAAUGAUAAAUUAUUUCGUUAUUAUACGAUAACAUCGAAAGAAAAUAAAUUCUAGUUGUGUCUUUAAAAUUGUGGUUGGCGUCGACGUUAAAUCAUUUUUUAUCGUCUAUCGAAUAUUGAUUAGAAACUUUUUUACCUCUGUCGAUCGAUACCACAACGUAAUUUAUAAAAAUUAGGUCCUUUUAAAUAAUAUUUUUCAUUAGAUUUUGUUGUUGAUAAAAAAAAGAGAGAGAGAAAGAUUGUGAGAGAGAGAGAGAGAGAGAGAGAGAGAGAGAGAGAGAGAGAGAGAGAGAGAGAGAGAGAGAGAGAGAGAGAGAGAGAGAGAGAGAGAGAGAGAGAGAGAGAGAGAGAGAGAGAGAGAGAGUGAGAGAGAGAGAGAGAGAAAGUAAUAGUUUGAAAUUUCAUCGUUAUAAACGCAUUUCUACGAUGGUGAAAUGUUUCCUUCUCUUUCUUAUUAAUAUUUAAUAUUAAAUAUAAAUGUGUAUACACACGAUUAUACGAAUGUGACGACAUUGGAGUGCGUGUGAAAAAAAUCUUGUUUAAGUGUGCGUGGUCGAUGAGCGUUAAUAACUUUGGCUAUAAAAUAGCAAAAUUUUAUAUGGACGCGUCUCUAUAUUAUAACUAUCGAAAUACUAACGUUUUUUCUAAUUACGUUUAUACGAAUGUGUCUUCUGCAUUUGCAGCUACUAAUAUCGUGCCGAUCACGUUUGCGUUGAUUAUAUACUUUCAAUAUGAAGCUGCUAGUUUAAAAUACGAAACGCUGAACAAACAACAACGACGAAUUGCGUACGUCGAUUCACUUACCGUGUAUUUCUGGAUUAAAUAGAUGGACUCAUUUCUCUCGUAGUAGUUAUUAUAAAAGAAAAAUGAUGAAAAAUAAAAAUAAAAAAAAAAAUAUAUAUAUAUACAUAAUAAAAAAGAAAAAGGUAAAAAAAAAAAACAAAAAAAUAAAGAAAUAAAAAAGUAAAAAAAUAAAAAAAGGAAAACGACAAAAAAAGAAAAAGGAAGAAAAGAAAAGAAAAAGAGAAAAAAAAAGAACAAACACGCAAACUUUGUGACCGUUUGUCUUGCUGUCGAAGAUUAUCGACGUAAUUAAGCAUAUCCAUGACUAAGUCUCUUUGCAACUAUACCAAAUUGAGAAGAAAAAAGAGAGAGAGAGAAAGAAAAGAAAAGAAAGAGAAAAAGGAAGGAAGAGAAAGAAAAAAAAAGGGAGGAAAGGAGCACCCGUAAGGUAUAUAUAUAUCUGAGUAAUCGUUCAAUCGAAAUGUAGACCUUCGAAACGACCUAUAAAUCGAUGUAUGAUAGGUUCCUCAGUGAUAUAUACCUAUCCGAAAAAGCGUAUUGUUCUUCUCUAUCGCGUCGUUUUAUCGAUACCGUAAUUCGCAUACACGUUACACAGCACACUCUAACUUUGACAGUAAGAUGAUUGUAAAUUGCGCACCGUUGUUCGUCGAUCCGGUUAUUAAACCGGACACGAUCAACGAUAUCGUGCACCAACGCUAUCGCCUGUGUCUGCACACUAAGCUCUCGUUGUCGCUUGCCAGUAUUGCUCCUCUGUACUCUCGCAUUAUUCUAUUCCAUGACUACUGCGAUUAUUAAAGUUUUUACAAGUGUGA